CACCCAGCGGUCACGCACGGGAGGCUGGACUCUGGCGAUCAGAGCGUGUUGAGGAAGCCACGGCGAAUAAUCAGCAAACUAGAAGGUUUUGCUUCUGCUUUCACUUGAUGGACACCAGUUUGUUUAGAUAUAGCAGCUGAAAUCUUUUUUUAUUUUUUUUAUUUUUUUAUUUUUUUUACACCAGAUGAUGAUACAGCUAAAAUAAAAGGGCACUGGCAUUUUAUCUGCUGGAAUAACCGCACGUUGUGUCGAUGCUGUCAGACUGUUUUUUCUCCCCUGGCGCAGUCCAACUCAGCUGGAGUCGCAUAGGAUGCCAUACGAUCCUAUAGGAAGUGACUCUCGUAGCUUGGCAGGCAACAAUUUCCAAGAAACGAAAAGGACGCAAUCCGUGUCCUGCGGAUCUCUCCGGUUUUGAACACGCGGACGCGAUGGACGAAGGCGCAGCCAGCGAGGCCAUCCCGGAUCUGAAAGACGUAGAGGUGAAAAUCGGUCGGAAGACCCCCGAGGGUUUGCUCAGGUGGAUGCGGGAAGAGGCGUCCUCUCUCCGCGGAGACGCCAAGCUCGCCACCGCGCACGACACCAGUAAGGGGACGGGGAAGAAGAGUUUGGAUGAAAAGAUCAAGAAACUGAAGAUGGAGAUGGCCCACUUGCGCUCAGUGGAUGUGAAGAUCUUGCAGCAGUUGCUGGCGGUCCAUGAAGGUAUUGAGGCAGUGAAAUGGCUGCUGGAAGAGCGCAGCACACUGACCAGCCGUUGCAGCAGCCUCACUAGCAGCCAGUACAGCCUGGGAGAGGGCCCCGACGCCUCCUGGAGAGGCUCCUGGAGCAGCCUGCAGGACCCUAAUGACAAGCUGGACAACAUCUCCAUCGGUAGUUAUCUGGACACCCUGGCAGAUGACAUGGAUGAGUACUGCCCCUCCACCUCAGAGUCGGUCAUCUGCUCCACCACACCGCUGGUUUCAGAGGCUGUUGCUGGGGGCCGGACAGGGGGAGGCCCCGGGGCCACCCUCACAGCUGCUGGGACAGGAGCUGGGGUAGGGGUAAGGUCUGGUCCUGGGGCUGGGAGUGGGAUUCGGGAUACUGUGACUACCAGUGCUGUCACUGGGACUGGGAUUGCUGGGACUGCAACUGGGAAACUAGCUGUUCCAGCCAACUCUCCCCAAACCAAGUCUGAGGGCCCCAAGCAAGAUUUCCCCAUGUGGACCAAGGCUGCAGAGAUGGGCAAGGGAAGCCCUGUCUCUAAGGACAAUAUCCAGGUACAAUCCACUAAGGUUAACGGUGUCCUGGAGAAACCAACCACACAAACAGGCAGCCAAACCCGCCCCAGCCUCACUGAGAAACUGGGAACCAGCCAGAGCCCCAAACUCAAACCUUACAAAAACGGAAAGAUUGAGUUGGAUACUUGCAAAAUGAACAGCAAAAUGCAUCUGGAGUACGACGCGCACUGGCGGUGGGUGCAGUCGCAAGAGGAUGUUACAUUUUUGUGAGAAGGAUAAUGACAGAGGGGACAAAAUCCGCUAUUGAUCACUCCCUCUGUAACAUCAAAGACCAGAUCACUGAAGGUUAGAAGAAGAGUGAACUUUCGUUGGUAGAUGCACAUAGUGAGGCUUUCUUUGUUGAAAGACACUGGGUUUGAAAGACAAAGAAUAACUUUCUUGUUCUGUCUUUCCCUCCUGUGACUGCACUAACUUUCUAUAAAACAUUGAUGUCAGUAUUAAGAUGGAUGCACAUUACAGGAUUUUGACCAUAGUGAGCCAAACUUUGGCUGCUUCACACAAACUUGGGAAAAUUUUAAAAUCCUGUGUCAUUGUUUUUCUCAGGGUCUUUCUUGGCAUUCCCUGAUUUUAUUUUAUUUUAUUUUAUUUUAUUUUAUUUCUCCUAGAAAUAAAGAACAGUGAAAUGAUCUACCGGAGAGCUGAAACAUGAUUUCAGAUUGACGUGUGGUAUACAGUAUCAACCAAUAAAUAUUUGAAGGUUUAAAAUAUAAUUUGACUUUCUCCUAUUCAGUCAGAAAAAUAUUCCCAAUGAGUACAAUGCUAUAUACUUCUUCAAAACCCGUAAAAGAAAGAUUGCUCUCCAAUUAAUUUAUACUUUACAUCCUAUUAAACGUUUUGUGGAUCCUCUACAACAGUGGUUCCCAGCCAUUUUUUUUGUGACCCCUUAAAAUGAAACAAAUGUGGCCUCUCAUUUCAGGUUAUGGCCUUAUUUUCUGUCCUGGAUUUUUUAUUUGAAGGCAUUUAAAAGAAGACGGGAGAAUAUUUCACGAGAAAAAAAGGCUAAAAUGCUUCUUUCUUUCAUAUUUCUUCAUUUUUCUUGGGACCCUUUGGUAAGUCCUGAUCCCUCGGUUGGGAACCACUACUCUACAAUCAUCACUACUUUCACUCCACAAUCAAUAGCAAUGAGAGAGCCUGCUGUACUGAAUUUAAGGUAGUAGUAAUAGUAUAAAACCAAAGUUUCCCCGUAUCAACCUCUCAUUAAAGUCCCAAAUAAAUUGUAUUGUAUAGGCCCUUACUUUUGGACAUUGUAACUGAACACUACCAGUUGUUAUAGACAGUAUAACUUGUUAAAGUAUUAACAAUAUAAGUAUUAUGAUAAAAUCUGUGAGUGUGUUUCUCCCCAAACACUUCCCUGAACAACGGUAGAUGACAUGAAUGACGUAGACGACAGAGCACUGAGGUUACUAAACGUUUCCCUCACAGAGAAAUAAUAUACCCACUACUAGCAUUUGUGUAUUUGUGGAGCCAAUAUCUUCAGUGAUUGCCUAACCAUCUGCAACCUGCUGCACUGUAUAUUCACCGAAUUACAGCCACUCUAUGCAUCAGGUAGUGGUCGUGACUGGUUGUAGGCUAAUCCUGAAUAUGGCUGGAUAUUUUUGUUUGGUUUUUUCAACAGUUACAGUAAUCUGUGCUAGGUUUUAAAAGCAGAUGUUGUGCCUGAUUGAUGUAAACCUUUACUACAUACUGUAUGCCUGUACUUUCCCUCCUAAGAUCACUGCAAUGUUGUUAUGAUGAUCUGAGUUUUCUAACUGAUUCUUUUUUUAUUAUUAUUAUAUUUGCCUCGUCCUGGCUGCUGCUUGCAUGUACAAAUCGCUAGACCAACAGUCUGUAUGCUCUUGAGUGUUUGAGCGGUAAAUGUGUUACAUUGCCUGGGUGGAUAUUGCAUGCCCUGUGUAGCGAGCUUUAUUGGUUGAAUUGUGAGAAAUGUGUGGAAGACCCAACACAAUCAGAGAAGAAAAGCAAUAUCUCUUGAAGCUUUUCUACUGGCUUACAUAAGCAGCCUCUUCUCAGCAAGUGAAAACGAAUAUUUUCUUCAGGAGUUUGAAAGUAUAC
Xiphias gladius (swordfish) is the source of this 3326-nucleotide messenger RNA. It is a transcript of the gene lurap1, whose product is annotated as leucine rich adaptor protein 1. Bases 429 to 1484 code for a protein of 351 amino acids. The transcript is spliced from 2 exons. Gene Ontology annotation, biological process: positive regulation of cytokine production; positive regulation of canonical NF-kappaB signal transduction. Lineage: Eukaryota; Metazoa; Chordata; Actinopteri; Istiophoriformes; Xiphiidae. The record is from RefSeq and is a predicted model, not a curated record.